Messenger RNA from Sturnus vulgaris (Common starling), 1680 nucleotides. Lineage: Eukaryota; Metazoa; Chordata; Aves; Passeriformes; Sturnidae. The record is from RefSeq and is a predicted model, not a curated record.
CCCCAUCCCACCAGCAGAGCCCAUGGCAACCCUGCUGCCCAUCCUGUGCCUCCUGCUGGGAAUGUGGGACAUCCCUGACCACGGAGGAGCCUCCUGGAUCCCUGUAGAAUCCAACCUGAGACUCACCAGAGGCGGCUGCCGCUGCACUGGGGUACUGGAGGUGAACUGGGAAAACCAAUGGAGACAAAUUUGCCGGAACAGCGUGAGCGUGGCUGACCUGGACUGGAUCUGCCAGAUGCUGGAGUGUGGUCCUGUGGCCUCUGAGCCCUUGGAGCUCAUCAUUCGUGGUGGGAGAGGGCCACAGAGUCAGUCCAGUAAGUGCACGAGGACACCGAAUCGACUGGGAUGCAGCUGGGAGCUGGAAAACUGCACGGAGCACACCCUUGUCGCCUGUGGAGAGCCAGUGAAAACCACUCCCAAAUCCACAUCAGCACCCCCAUCCACCACCCCGGAGCCCCUAGGACCCCCCAGGCUGAGGCUGGUGGAUGGAAAUUUCAGCUGCUCUGGCUUCCUGGAGCUGCACAAGCAGGGGGUGUGGGGGACCGUGGCGAGCAUCCCUCACAUCCAGCCACACCUCGUCACCCUCAUCUGUCAGGAAUUGCUCUGUGGCACUGCUGGGAACAGCCAUGACCAGCCAGAUCCAGGGAUCCACCUGCCCGUGCAGUGGGAGGCAGUGGAUUCCUGUGGGAGCCAUUCCCUGCUGGACUGCUUCAACAGGACCAGCUCCCGAGGGAAAACGCCUGCCUUCAUCACCUGCUCAGAUUCCCAGCCGCGGGCCCUGCGGAGGCUGGCAGCUGGCCCCACUCCGUGCGAAGGGGACAUCCAGGUAUUCCAUGCAGGACAGUGGUGGGAUCUGUGUGACUCCGGAGCAGUGCAGCGAAACAAGCGGGGCCAGCAGAUCUGCCGGGAGCUGGGCUGUGGGAAUCUUACUUCCAGCAUGGAAAUCCGGGAGCCUCCCUCAACAGGAGUCACCUGUGGGAUUGGUUCCCUGCACCUCUGCCAGCCCGAGCGUGGGAAUAUCCGGAGCUGCUCCAGGACCAGAGUCGUGUGCCAGGACUCAAAGCCGCUUCCCACUGGCACAUCUGCUGGAACCAUCUCUCCAAGAAGAAGCAGCGCCAGUGGAUUGGCCCCACAGGACUCAACCAGACAGUGUCUUUCCACCGCUCCAGCACUGCACCGAGGCCUCGGGGACAGGGAGGGGACAACGACUAUGCUCAGGCCCCCCAAAAGAGCUCCCAGCUCUCUGCUUACGCAGCUCUGGAAGCAGCGUGCCAGCGUUCCAACCCUCCGGAUAACUCCUCGGACAGUGACUACGACCUGCACUCUGCCCGCAGGGUCUGAUUCCCUGCUUCCCAAAGGAGAUAAUCCCACCUCCCACCUCAGCCUUGGGGGCAUCCCAGCAUUCCAGCGCCCAACAGGAGCACUUCCCAACCUCCUCAUGGGAGAAAAGGAGGCUUUUGGUUUUGUUUUUUUAAGCUAUUUAUAGGAAUUUAAGAGAUUGGGGGGUGCAAGGAGCCCUUUGGAAUAGUGAGAUCACCAGCUUCUCCAAACCAAGAUAAAGAAUUGGGAUGAUGGAUAAGGGAUAGGGAUGCAAGGGUGGGAACGGUGGGAACAAUGGGAACGAGUCUGAGAUAUUUAAUAACCAACAACUGUAAUAAAAUUGGGGUUUUGUACUAAUUA